Messenger RNA from Daucus carota subsp. sativus, 1643 nucleotides. RefSeq lists its product as uncharacterized. NCBI's taxonomy places the organism in Eukaryota, Viridiplantae, Streptophyta, Magnoliopsida, Apiales, Apiaceae. The transcript has 5 exons. Bases 98 to 1525 code for a protein of 475 amino acids. The record is from RefSeq and is a predicted model, not a curated record.
AUUCAAACACUUGGGGAUAAAUUUUAAAGCUUCUCGCACGUAACAUCUUAUAUUCCCCGCAAGCCCUUAAAAGUUAAAACCCCUCUUUUCAUAUUAUAUGCUUCCAGGUCGCCUUAGAAGGAUGAGUGGGAAGGGGGUUUAUGUGCGGAAGCCGCAGCGGGUUCAUCCGAGAGCUUGUUCGGUUGGAAAGACGUUAAAGAGUUGUAUGAAGGGGAAGGGGAAGGAAAAGGGGAAGGGGAAGGGGAAAAAAGUAGUUUUUAUAGACGUAGAGUGUGAUAAGUAUGAUGAUGUUUCCGGAGUAUAUCGGGGUUGCGGUUCUAGACGUAAAAGGAAGGAUGGGAGUUAUUCGUAUGCAACUGUGAUUUGCAUUGAUGAUGAUGAUGAGGGUUGUGAGGAAACUGUUAGAGGUAAUGAUUUGGGUAAGGGUAGGUAUUUUCGGGGAAGUAGUGCUCCAGUGAAGUUGUCGAAGUGCAAGCGGACUUACUCUGGUAAAGCAUCCACAAGUUCUCGUUAUGGUUUGGGUACCAAGAGAGGCUUGUCUGAUGAUGAUGUUAUUGAUAUUGAGUUUGAAGGUUCGUCUGGGAAAAUUAAGCAGGAAUGGGAAAAGGCUUUUCUAAGGAGGAAAAAGGAAUAUUCAAGUAGUGUUGAUCAGGGUGGCACCUCUAAAUUUUGUUCUGAUAGUCACCAAGAUAUUGCAACAGGAGAUGGGACAGAGAAAGGUAGUGCCAGUGGUGGCUUAGAUUCUACAAAUCAUACUAGUCACAAGGAAGUAGACAAAUCUCCCUCAAUUCCAAUGGAUGAAGUCAAGUCGGAAAACAAUGCGUGUGAUAAUGGCUGUGAAGCCUCAAACUUUGAUAGGGAAAAUAGUACCUGUAAUAAUCAACCUUCUACAAGUGAUCUUGCUAGUCCUAAUAGUAUUGAUAAUCGGCAUACUGGGACAGUCAUGAAGAAUAAUGAAGAUGGUUUCUUGGUUGCGAUGGUUGAUGGUGCAACCGGUCAAUCUUUUGGUGAUACAAAUAAUGACUCUGUAUUUUUUAACCGUGAAAUGCACAAGGAAACAGAUGAAUAUAGAUUCUCGGUAGAGGCAGAGUUGGCAGCUAGGCAGAGAGAACUACAGAUUCAGGCUGAAGAAGCUCAACAUUUAAAGAGAAUGCGGAAAAGGGAAAAAGCAGAAGCCAUGCGCAUGUUAGAUAUGGAGAGAAGGCAAAAGCUACGGGUAGAAGAAAUGCGUAAAAAUCAAAAGAAGGAUGAGGAGAAUUUGCAUCUAAAAGAGGUACUGCGAGCUGAAGUUAGGAAAGGCCUUGAUAGACUGGAGGCGGCUUCCCAUGAUAUAACAUCAAUUCUGCAUGCUCUUGGAAUUAAUGUAAAUGGCAUAAAUGGGGUACAUGCUGCGUUCAAAAGAGCGUUGUUCACUUUUCACCCAGAUCGAUCUUCACAGUGCGACAUACGCCAACAAGUUGAGGCAGAGGAAAAAUUUAAGCUUGUAAACCGUAUGAAGGAGAAAUAUUUGUCAACCUUGCGAUGAAUACUUCAACUAUAUGUAAAUUAUUAUACCUUCACUAGGAUGGGUUUUUUUUGGUUUAGAUGCUUAUCUAUUAUCUAUUUCCUGACACGAUGAGCUAAAGAAUAUCUAUUGGAAAGGA